Molecule: messenger RNA, 4575 nt
Organism: Schistosoma mattheei
Lineage: Eukaryota; Metazoa; Platyhelminthes; Trematoda; Strigeidida; Schistosomatidae
Source: the annotation of a GenBank genome assembly
AAUGAAUCAUAAUAAAACAAUUGAUCCAAAUCAAAUUCAUGAAACAUUGAAUUUAAUUAUGAAUGGUUCAUGUUCAUCAUUAACUGUUACUACUAUGUCAUUCUGUAAUUCAUCCUCUUCCUUUUCGUCCUCCUCCUCGUCGUCGUCGUCGUCGUCCUCCUCCUCCUCAUCCUCAUCGAAAUCAGUGGAUACAAUACGUCAACAGAUGAAUUCAUCAUUAUUAAAUUGUAUAAAUUCUAGUCAAUUUAUACCUUCUUCUAAUUCAGAGAGUAUGAUACCAUUACAUUAUGUUAAUCAAAAUCAAAAUCAAUCAUGGUUAAUGAAAACAUUGGAUACUACUACUAAUACUACUAAUACUACUACUACGACUUGUACAACAAAUACUACUAAUAGUAGUAUACAACAGACUAUAGAUGAUAACAGUAUGGAUGAGAUUGAUACUGUGAAUACUGUACAUAAUAAUGAUAAUAAUAAUAAUAAUAAUGAUUCUUUUCUGAAUAAUUCCUUUUUAUAUCAAUCCACUAAUUAUUUUUUAAAUAAUUUAACUCCAUAUUCUAUAGAUAGAAAAGAAGGAAUUACUAUCAGUACUACUGCCAAUACUACUAUAACAACGAUGACGAUGACGACGACGACGACACCGACACCGACAACGAAUCCUCCAAUUAUAUCCCAACAUAUUCUAAAUGAUAAUAAAGAAAUAAUUAUGAAUAAUGAAAUAGGAGAGAAUUAUACUGGAAUUAUUUCAAAUUUACAUAAAUUUACGAAUAGUUUAUCAUUAGAUCAAAGGAAACAAACAUUCCAUGAUCAUAAUAAUCAUUGUCCACCAACUUCUCUACUUCAUCAUGAUACUUAUUCAUAUCAGAUGAAUAAAAUAGAUACCGUGAAUAGUGACAAUAUCAAUCAUGACAAUGAUAAUGAUGAUGAUGAUGAUGAUGAUGAUGACGACGACGGUGGUGGCGGUGAUGAAGGUCAUGGUGAUGAUGAUGACGAUUAUAUUGUUGAACAUGAUCAUCAUGAUGAUAACAAUGGUAAAUUUAAUAAAAAUUGGAAACAUAAAAGAAUGAAACUUGAAAAUCAUUUACAUAAUGAUAUAAACAUUACACAAAUGGAUUAUCAAAAUAGAAAUUAUAAUCAUAAAUAUGAUCAUAAUACUACUACUACUACUGAUAUUUCUAUCAGCAACCAUGGUAAUACAACUAAAUCAAUGAUUAUGUCUAUAAUACAAGAUAGAGAGUUAUUAAAUGAUGUUAGUGAUGUUUGUAAUGAUAAAACUAAUGAUCAUCAUCAUCAUAAUGAUGAUGAUCAUGAUUUCAGGGAUGAUAUAAUGAAGGUAAAUAAUAAUAGAGAAACUACUUGUGAUAAUACUGUACGAGAGGAGAAUGAUGAAGAAGAUGAAGGAGAAGAGGAUGGCGUUGAUGAUGAUAUUGAUAAUGAUGAUAAUGAUGAUGAUGACGCCGAUGGUGAUGAUGAUGAUGACGACGAAGAGAUUGACGAAGAAGAAGAUCCAGAUUAUAUUCAUGAUCAACAAAUGAUUAUAAAUGAUAAUAAAAAUAUAAAAAAUUCUCAACGUCUUACUCAUUCACCACCACCACCACCACAGCAACACCAUCAUCAUCCUAAUCAUCUCAUUGAAAAUGAUUGUUUAAAUCUAUUAAAAUAUACAAAUAAUAGAAAUCAAUUAUACAAUUUACAAAAUGAAUUAAAUCAAGUAUAUGAUGAACAAGAUGAUCAUAAUAUUCAAUUAUUAAUGUCCCCUACACAUCACCAUCAUCAACAUAAUCACCACCACCACCACCACAGCCAACAACAGCAGCAACAACAACAUCCUCACCAACAUCAUCCAAAUCGAUAUAAUCCUUUAAUGAUGUGUCAACCAAAUAAAAUAAUUGAAAAUAUAAUUGAUUCACGUACACAUACAAAAUUAUUAGAUCAGAAUGGUAUAAAUUAUGGAAUAAGAGGGAAAAACGAUUCCGAUUUAACAUCAUCAUUAACAAAUGUCACUACUACAACAACAACAACUUAUAAUAACAAUAAUAAUAAUACUACUACUAAUACUACUCAUAAUCAUAGAAAAGAAGAUCGUGUUAAACGUCCAAUGAAUGCAUUUAUGGUAUGGUCACGUGGUCAACGUAGACGUAUGGCACAAGAAAAUCCUAAAAUGCAUAAUUCUGAAAUAAGUAAACGUCUUGGUUCAAUGUGGAAAAAUUUAUGUGAAACUGAUAAAAAACCAUUUAUUGAUGAAGCAAAACGUUUAAGAGCUAAUCAUAUGGCACAAUAUCCUGAUUAUAAAUAUAGACCAAGACGUAAACAUAAACCAUUAGAAAGACAAAAAAAGACUAUGUCUUCAUUGACGAAUACAAUGAUAAGUGGUUAUAUGAAUAAUACAACGCCUGGAUUACGUAAUCAUAAUAUCCAUAGUGUUGGAAAUGUACCGUUAACUCAUUCAAAUCGUAAUAUUCCUAAUAUAUUUGAUCCAUUAAUUACAUCAUCAUCAUCAUCAUCAUCAAUGCCAUGUCAAAAUCAAUUUAAUCCACAGAUUCAUAAACAUGAACAUCAUCCACAUCAUUUACAUGGAUUAUUUAAUGCAUCUAAUCCACGUCUUCAUUCAUCACAUUCAUAUUCAUCAAGUAUAAAUCCAUUGUCUAAUUAUUUACCGCAUCAAAUUACUGGUUUAGUAAAUACUACUAGUAGUACUACUACUAAUAAUAAUAACCCUUCAUUAAUUGAAUCCCAACAACAACCAGUUGACUAUCAAUCACAUAAUCUUUCAACAAACUAUUUACAAUCCAAUAUGAUGAUGAUGCCAUAUUAUACAAAUGAAUUUCAUCAAAAUGAUAAAGAUAUUAGUUUAAGACAAACAUUAUUUGGAUCUGAUACAAAUGCUUCAUCGUCAUCAUCGUCAUCAUCAACGACGAUAACGACGACGACGACGACGACAACGAUGACAAUGACGACAACAACAACAACACAAUAUGAUCAGAAUACAUCAUUUCAUUUACAAUCAUUAUAUGCUAAUCGACAAAUUUCUGGACAAUAUAGAGAUACUACUAUUAAUCAUAAUCACAAUAAUAGUAAUAGUAGUAGUAGUAAUAGUAAUAAUAAUGAUAAUUAUUCUAGAUCCCUAUUAAGACAAGAACCAAUUUAUGGAUCGGAACAAAAUCAAUAUAAUCCUUCAUCAUUACUCAAUAGAAAUGAUGAUAAAUCCUUAGAGUUUUUACGGAAUACAUCAUCUAUUCCAAUGAAUAAUAAUAAUAAUAGUCAUGUUAAUCAACAAUUAUUACCAACAGAUAUGUCGAGUUUAGCUGCAGCAGCAUUAGCCGCUGCUGCUGUAAAUGAUACAACGAAUGAAUAUAAUACAGAAAUGAAUCAUUCAAAUUCUAUGACAAUAAUGCAACGUUUAAGUAAUACACCAUGGUCAAUGUUUUAUUCAAAUAAUAGUAAUAUGAUUAAUUCUAUGAGAAUAAAUGAACAACGAUCAUUUCUUAAUUCAUCAACAAUGAGAUCAAAUCAAACAGGAGGAUCAAGUUUAGAUUCACCACCACCAUUUUCAAUUGGACGAAGUGGAUCUAGUACACCAAUUAUGAAUAAUAUGAAUAAUACCACUACUAAUAGUAGUAGUAGUAAUAUCCCCCGUGUUACAACAUCAACAACAUCAUCAUCAUCAGUUACAAAUGGUAAUCCUCAUAGUGCAGCAGCUGCUAUGAUGGCAGCUGUAGCAGCAGCAAAUUAUGCAGCAUCGCAAUUAGCAUAUUAUGGUAAUAGUGGAAAUACAACAUCAGGCAUGGAUCAGCAUCAUCCUCCUCAUCAUCAUCAUCUUCAACAUCCCCAUUUACAGCAACAACAACAACAACAAUCACAACAUCAUCAUCAACAUUCACAACAAUUGUUACCUCAACAUUUAAGUAGUACACAACAUACAGAUUGGUUAAAUAAAAACAGUAAUAAUAAUAACUCACAAAAUACUACACUACGAUCUGCAUGGUCAUCAAUUUAUCGAAAUGAAUGUGAUCCAGUAGAUGUUGGAAGAAAUGAUAUGAAUACAUCUUAUACAUCUAGUUUACAAUUUGAUACUCAUAAUCGAAGUAAUAAUAAUAAUAUAACAUCACAAUUUCAUGUCAAUCGUAAUACAUCAUCGUCAUCAUCAUCUACAUCAUGGUUGGAACGUCUUGAUGCUCAACAACUACAUCAUAACCAACAACAACAACAUUAUUUUGCUAAUCAUAGAAUAUUACCUAAUAUUACUGAAUUAGGUAAUAUAACUAAUUAUACUAGUAAUCGAGAUCUUUUAAAUGAAUCAUCUUCCAAUGUACAAAAGAAUUAACCACCAUCCCCAACAACAACAACAAUGAAAAGUACAUCCCUAUUGUUCAUUUACUUUUCUUAUUCAAUAUAAUCAAGAAUUCAUUAUUUGUUGUUACAAGAAAAGUAUGUAAAGGACUUCAUUGAAUUAUUGUACAGCUGAAUAAAAAAAAACUUUUUUUUAAAUAUAGAUAAUAAUACCCCCUCCCCAACAUGAAAUCAAUAAAAACACACAGAGAGAGAGAGAGAAAGAGGGAGGGAGGGAGAGAGAAGGAG